UUUUUGCUUUCAAAUGUCAGUGUAUGUUGGCAGACAAGAGCACAAAACCCCACAACACGCCGGAAGAAACAGCUAGACAAUGGAAUCAGUGCCUACCCGUCUACCAGAAUCCAUCGUAGAUGAUGGAGCCCAGGCCUCCCCACAGCUCUGCCCUCUGGUUUCAACAGGCAGUUCUCUUCUCCAGGGGAUGGAAGACAUCCACACUCUGUUUGAACCAGCACCUCAAACAAGUCAUUCAAUCUACCAAGAGCAGGUUUUUUGCUCUUAUGAGGUUCACCAUAUAAAUAUGGACACCUCUACAACACCAUCUUCACCGACAGCUGCAGAGACGCUCAGGGGGACCGUUGAUUAUGUUCAAAACAACCGACCAGUGAUGUGUAAUCCCUUCCUCGGCGUGAUGAGCCCCUUCCAGGGCACAAUGUGGAGCCCACCCUUGCAAGAUUUUCCUCCUGCUGUUUAUCCCAUUCCACAGAAAUUUCACAGUUUUUCACCUUCUGGUCCAAGGGUCUGGGAUAGUCUUCCUCCAAUCCAGUUUAGCCCCAGAGCUCCUGGAGCCUCCCACAUGAUGAAUAUGGGUUUCCAGUCCAACUCACCUCAGUUUGGGUUCAGUUCGGGCCCCUGUAUGCUGAUCAAGAUCCCAGAGUUCUGUCAUGAAGCAUAUUUCCCUUCUCGCCAAUUAUUCUUCAGGCCUGAAGGUUGUCCCAGAUGGUGCCUGUGCCCCAUGAUGGAGCCAGUCAACCAGACCUGCAGACCAGAACUGGUUUAUAGGACAAGAGAGAGCAUGGUGCAGAAUGAUUCUUCGACAUCAGAGGACAAGUGGCCUAACAAGGCAGAAGAACAUCCCCAAAUGUUUACACCAUACAAGACCAAGAUACGAGGAGGCCACGUUUCUUCAGAACCCCUGGUUGCUUUUCAGGAUCAACUUCAAACACAUUGGACCAGGGAGGACAACCAGGAUGUCCCCAACUCCAUCUGUCCCAAGGAGGGGUCGAUCCUGGACACAGACGACCUGAGCUGCCUCCUUCCUUCAGACCUGGACCCCCUUGAUCACUAUACUCUGGAAGACCUGGAGACACUGAUGAAGGAGAGUUCAGACUCACUUUUCAACGAGAAAGAGACCCCUCCACCGCCUGCUAAAAUUGAAAGAAUAAUUCAGUACCUACGCUCUGGUGCUCCGAUCACAGAAUAUGAACCAAACUCAGAACAAAAUGAGCAAGAUUUGCCAGCCAAUGAAAAACUGAGGAAGGGCUGGCAUUCUUCCUCUCCAUUGCAGCAGUCCCCCUUAGAAGGAAAAUCAACCGAUCAGUAUGAGUCAUUUUCUCCUGAUCAUCAUUUUGAAGAAGAUAUGACCUGUAGGUAUUUGACGGAAGCUAAUGAUGACAGGAUUAGACUUCAUAAAAUAAAUCCAGAGAAACGUUCUAAACAAAGAGUAGCACGCAGCCAAAAAACACCAAGAGAAAAAGGAAUUCAUAACACUAACCCAAAGAUCUGCACAGUCAUCAGAUGCAGUCAUGGGGUGAAGGGCCACACUGACAAAUCAGAUGGACAGAGUCACGCUUUGAGAGCCGAAAGGAAACCAGCUGAUAAAUUCACUCCACAGAGAAAGUCACCAAGUAAUCAAAAGCAAAGAAAACAAGGCUCUGUAAGAAGACAGAUAUUUAAAACAGAGCAGAGGGAUUAUAAAGAGAAGAAGCCCAAUAAAGCAAAGGAACUGACAGUAGGUUAUGAAUCCAAAACGUUCAAAAGGAAAAGGCAGAAAUGUACAGCGCCAACAGGAAAACCUCUCGAUUUCUGUAGAAGAAUGGAGAUAACUAGGAAAUGGUUAUCUAUACAAGAACCAAGAGAGGAGGGGAGGGGUGAAAUUUCAAAGGUUGCAAAACGCAAAACUCAAAGCAAAAACAAAGAGGAGAGAGUGCAGUCGGCUCAAAGGAAAAUCAAAGGCUCGAAGUCCUCGUUAAAGAGAGAAGUGGGGGUAAAUUUGCACGAUAAUCCAGGCCAACCUCAGAGUCUGAUGGAAAGAGGAAAGAAAAGAGAGAAUAAGCAUGAAACAACCCAGCCUAUUAAAGAGUUCAAAAUACCGAAGGCCAAGGUUUCUGGAACCCAAUGUCCACCUGCUCACUCCAUUACAUCAAAAAAACACCCAACAGUUAAUCAAUGUAGUCAUAAGGCCCUGAAAGACAAAUGUGAGCCAAACUGUCCCUCCAGCGGGACAAAGAAGCUCCCCUCUUUGGAAACAGUUAAAAUAGGUCCCUGGUCAUCCCUCUUUAUGUACCCAAUGUCGAGUGAAAUGCCUAAGCAGCAAUGCAGCACAUUCCUGGAAGCCAACCCCAGUGACCAAAAGCCAAAGGUUUUACAAAGGAAAGGGAAUAGAUUAAGGAUCAAGACUGAAGCAAGGACAGAGCCGACCAAAGACGAGGAGACAGAACAGCUCGGCCUUGCAAGUAAAGCAAAGAAGCACAAGCAGAGAUGCAAUACCCCUAAAAGGAGGAAACGGGGCGCAAAUGAGACUGUGGAAAGACUUUGGUCAAGUCCAGCAAAAAAGCACCGGGAAUCAGAGCAGAGAGGGGACAAACUCAGAAUGAAGGAAAGAAGAACUUUAAGAGGAACCUGGCUUCAUACAGAGCAACAAAUAACCCCGAAGAAUCCUCAAAACAGCUCAGUUUAUUGAUGAAAUAAACACACUCUUUAAAAAUCAGA
This is a messenger RNA of Girardinichthys multiradiatus, 2697 nucleotides long. RefSeq lists its product as uncharacterized. NCBI's taxonomy places the organism in Eukaryota, Metazoa, Chordata, Actinopteri, Cyprinodontiformes, Goodeidae. The coding region runs from base 80 to 2668 and encodes 862 amino acids. The record is from RefSeq and is a predicted model, not a curated record. The transcript is spliced from 6 exons.